Molecule: messenger RNA, 231 nt
Organism: Mesorhabditis spiculigera
Lineage: Eukaryota; Metazoa; Nematoda; Chromadorea; Rhabditida; Rhabditidae
Source: the annotation of a GenBank genome assembly
AUGCGGAACGUCAUCAUCUGCCUGCUAUUCGCUGGACUGGCUGCUGUGGCAAUGGGGAAGGCUUGCGACUUUGACUACCAAUGCCCGAAGAACUUCUUCUGUGCGCAUCAGACAUGCUACCGGCUUCCACCACCGUCGUCGACGACGACGACUCGCGGCACCUGGCGGCCCACUAGGCCUUAUCCACCGACGCGCCUCUACCCGGGAGGUCGAGCCACUUCCCAGCGACCC